This is a messenger RNA of Saprolegnia diclina VS20, 498 nucleotides long. RefSeq lists its product as hypothetical. The transcript is spliced from 3 exons. The record is from RefSeq and is a predicted model, not a curated record. The coding region runs from base 1 to 498 and encodes 165 amino acids. Lineage: Eukaryota; Oomycota; Saprolegniomycetes; Saprolegniales; Saprolegniaceae.
AUGAGCGAAGCGCUCCGCUUGAGCAACCUCAUGUCGUCGAUCUCGCUCCUUGGCGAAUUGGUGUACUACGUUACGGCCGAGGUCGGCCCGAUCCUGCGCGCGGGCGUCGACUCGAUGAACCCCGCCGGCAUGCGUCAGGGCUACUGCUUGGGUCUUGUCGAGGUCAUCCUGUGCUCGCCUAAGAAACAGCUCAAAGAUUUCGUCGAGAGAUUUGUCGUCGAAGACCCUCUUUGCCACGCACUGCCCGAGGUCCGCCACGCGGCUGGUGAUGCAUUUGUUGUCAUCCACAAGAUUAUGGGCUACCGCUCGACGAGCUCACUCCACGCCCCCUCAAUCGUCAAAUCGCGCGAGGUGCUUCCGUACCUCGCACCGCGACUGCUCACGACGCCAACUGCAUUGACCAACAUCCAAGUGAUCGUCUCCUUCUCGGGUGCAGUGCUGCAUUGCGACAUGGACUACCUCCGCAAAUCAGCACGUUCAAUCCCUCUCUAUCACUAG